Pogonomyrmex barbatus (red harvester ant) is the source of this 2537-nucleotide messenger RNA. It is a transcript of the gene Argk1, whose product is annotated as Arginine kinase 1. NCBI's taxonomy places the organism in Eukaryota, Metazoa, Arthropoda, Insecta, Hymenoptera, Formicidae. The record is from RefSeq and is a predicted model, not a curated record. Gene Ontology annotation, molecular function: creatine kinase activity. Gene Ontology annotation, biological process: phosphocreatine biosynthetic process.
CCGCAUAAUUUAUUUCCGCCAAUGUUGUAGAUCUUGUGACAAGUUACCUCCCCUUUGAGGUUUCGUUAGAAUGACAUUAGAGUUGGCCUGUUAGGGCUAUUAGAGUGCGUGCGACUCGGUGUGACGGCCGGCUCUCGGCGGAGGAGCGUCUCUCGUCACGUUCAAAGUGUGUAAUUACGCGUAUUAUACCAUCUUCCAAUUAAAGUGGGAUGAGGUUCGCUCGAUUGGACAAAAUUACGAGGAGGAGGAUGUUUAACUCAUUUUUAUGAUCAGUCAUCCCCUGAUCCUUUCAUUAAUUUUAUAACUAUAGAUCUUGUUAAUUAUUCGCUGUGCUUAAUUUUGCACUCGUUUAAUUUUACAAAAUUAUUUGCAAAAAAUACCAUUGUCUUAACAACAUUUCCGUCUUACAAGAAAAAAAUCGUGCUUAAUUUUUCCAAAUCUUAUAAAUUUCCUUCGUGAAAGGAAACUCUUACGUGAAUUUCUUCUCGCUGGAGGAAUUGUUCCGUUGUGAAAACACACGCUUGUUGGAAGGGUUAAAAGAAUCAUCCCCUCUCUAAAGCCAUCGUGGAAAAUCGCGCUCGCUUCCCGGGAAAUGGCCAGGUGUGUCGGUUGCGCGAACGUGUCGCGAGCGAGCGCCGUAACGCGACGGAUUUAACGCGAGAGCUAAUACGAGCACCACCACCUCGUGCAUCGAUAGAUCAUUUUCCUCGGAGAGGAGAGACACGGUAGCCGGAAGGGUAGUAGUAGCAGCGGCAGCAACAGCAGCACCAGCGACAGUGACAACGGCAGCCGGAAGGGCAGCAGCAGCAGCGGCAGGCACGCACGAGAGAAAGAAAGAGGAAACGCACGGCCAGUAAAUACGAGGGAAAGGCCGCGACCUUUGACCUACCGCGACCUACCGCGAGCCCUCGACGUUCGAGCCCCGGGCCGAGGGAUAACUCGUCAAGACUCUCGGUCUCGGUCCAUCGGGAUCAUCCUCGCUCUCGCCGCCGCGGGGGAAGUGGCGGUGCUACCACCGGUAGUGGCGAAGAGAAAGGACGGAGUCGCCCCGCGAAAAGGAGUCGUCACGACGACCCUCCGUCCACACCCGCCGUUUCUUUCUCUUUCUCUCUCCCUCGCCGUUUCGCGCGAGGCCGAAAGCCUCCUCGCAUCCUAUUAACGCCGGUCUGCCUAAUCGUCGCGUGUGCAAGGCUCUAGAAUACGUGAAGAAAAAAAAAAGAAAAAAAAAAGACUGAUCUCGCGCGUUUAACGGGUGGUUUUUAAGCGCCAGCGAGGCUCCUUCGAUUUUCUUCGAGCUCGAUCGCGCGCUUUUUCUCCCUUCUCCCUUUUUGUCAUCAUUUCCGCCUGUCCCCGUCUCGCGCUCGUCAGGGGCGUCGUCUUUGUCAUCGUAGUCUCCUCGUCGUCGCAGCGACAUGGGCGGAUGUACUUCGAAGGAUACUACGUCGGGCGACGAUAAAAAAGGUAACAAUAUGGUAGACGCAGCAGUUCUGGACAAGCUGGAGUCCGGCUUCGCGAAGCUGGCCGCAUCCGACAGUAAAUCGUUGCUGAAGAAAUACUUGACCAAAGAGGUCUUCGAUCAGCUAAAGACUCGAAAGACCUCGUUCGGCUCCACUCUCUUGGAUGUUAUUCAGUCUGGUCUGGAGAAUCAUGAUUCUGGUGUUGGUAUCUAUGCGCCCGAUGCCGAAGCUUACACUGUUUUCGCUGAGAUUUUCGAUCCCAUCAUCGAUGACUACCACGGCGGCUUCACGAAAACUGACAAGCAUCCGCCAAAAGACUUCGGCGAUGUUGACUCCUUUGGCAAUCUCGAUCCCACCGGUGAAUAUAUCGUGUCAACUCGCGUGCGAUGCGGCCGCUCUUUGGAAGGAUAUCCAUUCAACCCGUGUUUGACCGAAGCUCAAUAUAAGGAAAUGGAGGAGAAGGUUUCGAGCACACUGUCAGGUCUUGGCGGUGAAUUGAAGGGUACAUUUUAUCCGCUCACCGGCAUGAGCAAGGAAGUACAGCAGAAGCUGAUCGACGAUCACUUCCUUUUCAAGGAGGGUGAUCGUUUCCUCCAAGCUGCAAACGCCUGCCGUUUCUGGCCUACUGGACGUGGCAUCUUCCAUAACGACGACAAGACUUUCCUUGUCUGGUGCAACGAGGAGGACCAUCUCCGCAUCAUCUCUAUGCAAAUGGGUGGUGAUCUUGGACAGGUAUAUCGACGCUUGGUGACGGCGGUGAACGAGAUCGAGAAGCGAUUGCCGUUCUCGCAUAACGAUCGCUUCGGCUUUUUGACGUUCUGUCCAACGAAUCUGGGUACGACGGUGCGUGCCUCGGUGCACAUUAAGGUGCCGAAACUCGCGGCGAAUAAAGCCAAGCUCGAGGAAGUUGCAGCCAAGUACAAUCUACAAGUGCGUGGCACCCGCGGCGAGCAUACUGAAGCUGAAGGCGGCAUUUACGACAUCUCCAAUAAACGCCGUCUCGGUCUGACCGAGUAUCAGGCUGUGAAGGAGAUGAACGACGGCAUCGCUGAGCUCAUCAAACUGGAAGCCAGCCUUUAA